Molecule: messenger RNA, 2684 nt
Organism: Zalophus californianus (California sea lion)
Lineage: Eukaryota; Metazoa; Chordata; Mammalia; Carnivora; Otariidae
Gene: ETFBKMT
Product: electron transfer flavoprotein subunit beta lysine methyltransferase
Exons: 5
Coding region: 395-1195 (266 amino acids)
Biological process (GO): peptidyl-lysine trimethylation
Cellular component (GO): mitochondrial matrix
Molecular function (GO): protein-lysine N-methyltransferase activity
Source: RefSeq, a predicted model, not a curated record
CUGGGCUCUGCAUCCGGUAGGCGCGCGCCUGCCUGCCCGCGGGGGUCGGCGCGCCAGGUGCGGUUCUAAAGAAUGCCGGGAAAGACGCACAAAGGCGAGUGCUUAGCUUCCCUGGGCGCUGUUAGCCCACCCUGUUAUAGUUUGGUAACCUCCACAACUCUUGGCAAGACUUCAUAAAGGCCAGAACCGUGUUUGCCCUGGUAAUAGCUCUACCUCACUGCUAGAGUCUAAGCUUCCCAAAGAUGGAGACUUAUUUUGUUCACAGUGCCUGCUUAAAGAGACCCACGGAUUCCAGUUGAGAUCACCUUGGCAGCCGGGCCCUUCCUUCCUCACAAGGAGCAGCAGCUUUUAUCAACAGCAACAUUGACAGAACCUGUGUUUUGGACAAGGACCGAUGGCUUCGAGCCUAGGUUGGAGAGCAUGUGCACCAUUUCCCAUGAACCACUGUGGUGUCUUUCUGAAAGCUGUGAGAAGCAAUGGCCUUUCCUUGUUUCCCUGGGGCCAUUCCCCCUGGAGAGGAACUAGAAGCUUUUUGGACCCUGAGAUGAAAGCUUUCCUGGAGGAGAACACUGAAGUCACCACCAGUGGCAGCCUCACCCCUGAAAUCCAGUUGCGGCUUCUGACGCCCAGAUGCAAGUUCUGGUGGCAAAAAGCUGACCUGUGGCCCUACAGUGAACCUUACUGGGCAAUCUACUGGCCAGGAGGCCAGGCCCUGUCUAGAUAUCUUCUGGAUAAUCCUGGUGUGGUUGGAGGGAAGUCUGUGUUAGAUAUUGGGAGCGGAUGUGGAGCUGCAGCUAUCGCUGCCAAGAUGAGCGGGGCAUCAAGGGUCCUGGCCAACGACAUAGACCCUAUUGCAGGAAUGGCUAUCACACUGAAUUGCGAGUUGAACCAACUGGAUCCUUUUCCCAUUUUAACCAAAAAUAUUUUGGAUUUGGAACAAGAUAAGUGGGACCUUAUUGUGCUUGGAGAUAUGUUUUACGAAGAAGACCUUGCAGACAGUCUUCAUCAAUGGCUGAAGAAUUGCUUUUGGACCCACAGAACUCGAGUCCUGAUUGGUGACCCUGGACGACCCCAGUUCAGUGGACAUAGCAUUCAACAUCAAUUGCACAAAGUGGUAGAAUAUUCACUUCCAGAGCCUACUAGGAAGGAAAACAAUGGACUGACAACAAGCACAGUAUGGGAUUUUCAGCCUUGAGUUGUCCAAGUGCUUCCAAGUGUGAAUAUAGUUAUGUUUGGGUUUAACCCUAAAAGACCCUCCAGUUUAAAGCAUGUAGUAUCUUGUUUCCAAAAGCUGAAGUCUUAAAGUUUUGUCAGCCUUCGUCAUGUAACUCGUUCUGCAUUAUGCCAAAUAUACAAAUCUCUACCUGCAGUUUUCUGGUUUUGCUGCUGUAGGAAUAGAAUUCUAGAAGGCAACACCAAAAUGGAAGCAACAUGUAAUUUAAGUAGUGGAGAGGAAUGAGAAAGAAAAUGAGAAAGCGAAGUCUGUUUCUGUAGUUGAGGACAACUCUAUGAUGGAUCUUCAAAUUAGACACAAUACAAAAUAUAGAAGAGUAGUGUAUUUCAAAAAAUGACCUGUAAAGGUGAGAGCUGCCUGCAUUUAGUGUGGUACAGAGUACAUGGGCUUGGAGUCAGGCAACUAUGUCACUUUCUAGUUGGGACUUUAGGCUAGUUAAGCUCUCUGAGCUUUAAUUUCCUCCUCUAUAAAACUGUAACAAACUUAAUAAACCUCACCUCCAGGCUAUUUUAUUAAAUGAAAGUAUAAAGUGCCUCAUACAGUAUUUAGUACAUAAUAGGACCUCAAAUGACAGUCAUGGAUAAAGAUAAAGAUUUUAGAAUUUCCUAUAUACCGUGACACUUUCUGAUGCCUCUUUAUGGUUCACUAAGGUUAGCUAGAAAUUGGUAAUGCUACUAUAUGGCCCAGGUUGUCAGGAUCUUAUAUAUCAAUAAAAACCCUACGAGAUAAAUGAGAAUGUGAAGAAGAAUAUGUAUAGUAUACCACUAUUUAUAGAUGAAUGUAUGAAAAGAUGUAUGUAUGUACCUACAUAUGUAUAUACAUAUACAUGUUUGCUUGCAACAUAUAUAGCAUAUCCCUGAAAAGAUAAACAAGUAACUGCUAAUAUGGUUGCCUUCUGAGAGGGUACCAGAUAGCUGGUAGACUGGGGUGGGAGGGAGGCUUAGGUUUUACCUUUGGGUCUUAUAAUUCUGUACUGUAGAUUUUCUAUUCUCUAAUUCAAAACUAAACACCAGCAUUGUAUGUGUUACAAGUGAAAUAUAAAAUGCAGCCUUCCUAAUGUACUCUUAUGUUCUUAUACACUGCUUAGGAAUUGUUAUAACAUGUGCUUUAUAUAUAAACUUUCUAAUAAUACACGCAUGCUGUUGGGAUUAUGGUACCAGGGAAAUGUGAUCAGAGUUACAGUCAUACAGCAGAAAUGUGGAUAAAGCAGUUAACGGGCAAGUUGUUGCUCAGAUAGGAAAAUAGGAUACUUCGAUGGGAGUCUGGGAGCUGGGGCUGCAGAGGAUUUGGUGAUUCUUGAACUUGGAAGUCAGAGUUUAUUUCAGCCCAGUGAAACAACUCUUGUGCAUCUAAUUUCCGUUGGUCUGUUGGGUCUUAAACAUUAUCAACCUAAAUUUUGAUUCAGACUUGGUUAAGAUUAAUAGAAAUUAAAGGUUACAAUGGCACUGGA